This is a messenger RNA of Cynocephalus volans (Philippine flying lemur), 2074 nucleotides long. RefSeq names its product LETM1 domain containing 1 (gene LETMD1). Gene Ontology annotation, cellular component: mitochondrial inner membrane. Gene Ontology annotation, molecular function: ribosome binding. NCBI's taxonomy places the organism in Eukaryota, Metazoa, Chordata, Mammalia, Dermoptera, Cynocephalidae. Bases 10 to 1092 code for a protein of 360 amino acids. The transcript is spliced from 9 exons. The record is from RefSeq and is a predicted model, not a curated record.
GCUGUGAAGAUGGCGCUCUCUAGGGUGUGCUGGGCUCGUCCUGCUCUGUGGGGUUCGGCGGUCACCCCUGGAUUCUUUGUCACCCGGAAGCUGCAGCUUGGUCGCUUUGGCAUGGCUUGGGGGGCCCCUCGGUCUUCAGAGAUUCACCUUUCUCCAAAGGCAGAUGUGAAGAGCUUGAUCUCUUAUGUGGUGACCAAGACAAAAGUGAUUAAUGGGAAAUACCAUCGUUUCUUGGGUCGUCAUUUCCCCCGCUUCUAUAUCCUGUAUACAAUCUUCAUGAAAGGAUUGCAGAUGUUAUGGGCUGAUGCCAAAAAGGCUAGAAGAAUAAAGGCAAAUAUGUGGAAGCACAAUAUAAAGUUUCAUCAACUUUCAUACCGGGAGAUGGAGCAUUUGAGACAGUUCCGCCGAGAUGUCACCAAGUGUCUUUUCCUAGGUAUCAUUUCCAUUCCACCCUUUGCCAACUACCUGGUCUUCUUGCUAAUGUACCUGUUUCCCAGGCAACUACUGGUCCAACACUUCUGGACCCCAAAACAACAAAUUGAUUUCUUAAAUAUCUAUCAUGCUCUCCGGAAGCAGUCCCACCCAGAAAUCAUUAGUUAUUUAGAAAAGUCCAUCCCUCUCAUUUCUGAUGCAAGACUCCAGUGGCAUCUGACAGAGCUGUGCACUAAGAUACAGCAUGGUACCCAUCCAGCAAUACAUGAUAUCCUGGCUCUGAGAGAGUGUUUCUCUAACCAUCCUCUGAGCAUGAACCAACUCCAGGCUUUGCAAGUGAAAGCCUUGAGCCAGGCCAUGCUUCUCACACCUUAUCUGCCUCCUCCCUUGCUGAGACAUCGUUUGAAGACUCAUACCACUGUGAUUCACCAGCUGGACAGGGCUUUGGCAAAGCUGGGGAUUGUCCAACUGACUGCUCAGGAAGUGAAAUCGGCUUGUUAUCUUCGUGGCCUGAAUUCUACCGGUAUUGCUGAAGACAGGUGCCGAACAUGGCUGGGAGAAUGGCUGCAGAUUUCCUGCAGCCUGAAAGAAGCUGAGCUAUCCCUCUUGCUGCACAACGUGGUCCUGCUUUCCACCAACUAUCUUGGGACAAGGCGCUGAGUGACCCAUGGAAUGGAUGGUGUUGUCCUGCGGUCGCAUAGUAUAGCAAUGUGGGACCAAACAGUACUUGUCAGCAGAGUCUUUGUGCACUGUUAGGUGUGUGGGUGGCAGAGGAGCAGGUGCCAUGGGCUUCACAGUGUGGUGCCCAUGUGGGAACUACAGACAUUCCCCUCACAGCUAGAAGUAAAACAAGCCCCCUUUCCAGGAGUGGCCCAUGUGAAGUCUCAUCCCAUCUCCCUUGUAAUUAGCUGGCAGGAGCCUCUGUACUGGGCUUUUACUAUGAUGUGUUAAGUUCAGAUCCUGGGAAGUCAGUUUUUGCCCCAGGUGGGAAUCCUCAUUUGGUCUAGGACUCAUCCACUGCUAUAUUCUUUAUAGCAGGGUUUUUGUUUAUUUUUUGUUUUUUGUAAAUUUCUGGCUGGCAAUGAGAACAGUACUUAAACUGGAGCACUUACACCCAUGCAUGCACUUCAGUGCUCCCCUCAGUCCUUUCCAAUAUGACCAAAAAUAGGGAUUCUUUAGUUCUCCUUACUGGCAUGGGCUAACCAUUCCCUUUCCUUUUCAAAUCCUUUAAACACCUUUUUUUUUUUUUAAUGAAUAAAUUAUGGAAACAUUCUAAGACAAAAGGAAGUACAAGUGCUUCUUGACCCCUUCCCCAGUAUUUAUAGCCUUCAGCCCCCAUGGUCUUAAUUUCUGGGCUGUAGUAUAGCCCCUGUGGGUCUUCUACUCUUUGCUACCUCCACUGGGUUGCAGUGAUCCCACUGUAACUGACAAUGGCUGCCUUCUCUGGGCCGUGGAUCAAAUCCUUAAUUAUUGCCCAGCCCAGGGAGACCAGGAGAGGUCUGUAUCCAGAUAGUAAGUUGGGUUUAGCUUUUGUAUGUGUACAUCAGUGACCUGUUCUUCUGUAAUAACUUAUUGUAAAUGCAUGAAGCACUGUUUUUAAACCCAAGUAAAGACUGCCUGAAACCAGUUGAUGGAAAUUACU